AUGUCUUCUUCAAGUUAUUACUCGGGUUCCAGUCACCAUUCAUGCUCUGCUGACAAUUGCUGGCUACAGACUGCUCUGACCUUGAACAAUUUUGGGAGAAGGUUUUAUGGGUGCAGCUACUAUGAUAUGGAUGAUGAACCUACUUAUAAAUACUCUAGGUGGUUGGAUGGCAAAACAUGUAAGUGUGGAUCCGAAGUUGCACCCAUUGUCCUUGCAAGAUUCAGCAUGUACAAGAAUCAAGCAAGAGUUGCAGAGGAAAAGGAAAAUGAGGCUAUUGAUAGGGAAAUAGCAGCAAUUAAGAGGGAAAACAAAACCAAGCGAAGGGAAGAAAAAGCUAGGUUGAGAGAGAGGAUAGCUAAAGAGAAGUUACAAAAGUACAAAUUUGCACUUGUUGUGUCAUGGGGGUUUUUUGCUAUUUUUUAUGUGUUUUCUGGUAGGAUGGGAGAAUUUGGACAAAGGCAUUGUGUCUGCCUUAAAGGCAAGUUGUUGUAG
Molecule: messenger RNA, 492 nt
Organism: Quercus lobata
Lineage: Eukaryota; Viridiplantae; Streptophyta; Magnoliopsida; Fagales; Fagaceae
Exons: 2
Coding region: 1-492 (163 amino acids)
Source: RefSeq, a predicted model, not a curated record